ACAAAACAAAACAAACCAGAGAGGAAGACGGCGUGGAUUGAGAAGAAUGACAUUAAGUUUUCCUAAAGGCGAAUUAUAUUGGAAUUACAACCAUUUUUCUACCAGUAUAUGGGUAGCUUAAAGACAGCAGUCAAGUGAGGAGGACAACUCAGCCAUACUUAAAUGUGCUGCUAAAUCCUCCAUAUUUAAAACAAGGACUUUCUCUUUUUUUAUGCUUAAAAUCAAAUUUCCUCCAGAGAUUGACGAAAAGAUAGGGCGACUGAGACGGGGGAGGUGGCAGAAAGGUUUCCGUCAAGGAACUGAAGAUCUGUGCUCUGCAAUGCCUCUGCCCAGCAUUAGCGGAAUGGAUCCUCCCUUUGGGGAUGCCUUUCAAAAUUGCUCUUUUACUGACCAGGCACUGACCAGCACAGACCUGUUGGCUAACAGUUCUGACCCAGAUUUCAUGUAUGAACUGGAUCGGGACAUGACUUGUCGCCAGAGCCCUAGAGGAGAUAUUUUCACAGUUGGAGACUGCAAAGACUUGGACGGCAUGGAUCAUCUACCUGAACUUGUAGAUAACGACCCUGCUUACAGCUCCAACUUUGAGCAGUGGGACACAUACUGGGAGGACUUGACCAAGUACACUCGGCUCACCAGUUGUGAUAUCUGGGGCACCAAGGAAGUGGAUUUCUUGGGCCUUGAUGACUUUUCCAGCCCUUACCAGGAUGAGGAGGUGAUAGGACAGACUCCGACCCUGGCCCAGCUCAACAGUGAGGACUCGCAGCCAGUUUGUGACACUCUUUACCAUCCAGACUUGCUGGUGGGUCAAAAGCAGCUUUUGUUUCCACCUCCCACUGUGGCCAAGAAGACUAACAAACUCAGCCACUCAGCAACCAGCGCCUCAUCAAGUCGCAACCCUCUGCCGGACUUUGCCGAGGGAUCCCAGAAAGCUACUUGGCCUGUUCCCUCCAGCACUGACACAAUGUCCAAGGGGCAGUUUCAGGGCCCUAGCAAAGCCUCAACUGCACCUAUGGAAAACAUGGAUUAUGUUCGCAAAGCCAAGGUACGCAUCAGCGUACCACGCAAGCCUUUAGUAGAGAGCUCUGCCCAGAUUAGUGUUUCUGCCUCUCCUCUUAUCCAGGAGCACGAGUCUUCUGCUUCGCAGGUCAGCGAGGACCCACCGGUCAUCGCUGCUAACACAGAAUCCUCCAUUAGCUGUGAAAAGAGAGUGGAGACUCCUAAACGAGAGGUACCGACUGGUCCUGGUCCAGAAAUAGGGAACCUGAGGACGGUGCAACAGAAAGUCCACUUCACUGCAGCUACCGGCAGGGAAACCUUGCUCACCGUGAAUGCCCUUGGAUCCGACGCUUCUGCCGCUGACAAAAAGGAGGAGGAAGAGCACAACUACUCGUUAUUCUUAACCAGGGCCAGGCUGGCAGGGAAAGCAACUGCUGACAUGGAAGAAGAGGAAGAAGAAGAGGACGACGAAGGUGAAGAAGAGGAAGAGGAGGAGGAGGCAGAGGGAUUGGAUCUAGAUGAUGAAGACCACGAUGAAGGGUUUGGCAGUGAACAUGAGCUCUCAGAGAAUGAAGAGGAAGAGGAGGAGGAAGAUGAGGACUAUGAGGGUGACAAAGACGACUACGUUAGUGACGCAUUCUCAGAGCCAGGAUGUGACACUGAUAUGGCUGAUGAAGGCAAAGGCCUGACGGCUGGAGUUUCCAGGAAGAGGGGAAAGCGUCGAUACUUUUGGGAGUACAGCGAGCAGCUCAUCCCAUCCAAACAGGAGCGCAUGCUGAAACCCUCCGAAUGGGACAGAGACACACUUCCCAGCAACAUGUACCAAAAGAAUGGCCUGCACCAUGGAAAAUACGCACUGAAGAAGUCGAGGCGGACGGAUGUGGAAGAUCUUACUCCGAACCCUCGGAAGCUGCUUCAGAUUGGCAAUGAACUCCGGAAACUCAAUAAAGUUAUUAGUGACCUGACUCCGGUUAGUGAGUUACCCCUAACCGCUCGGCCUCGGUCUCGAAAGGAGAAGAACAAGCUUGCAUCAAGGGCCUGCAGGCUGAAAAAGAAAGCUCAGUAUGAAGCCAACAAAGUCAAGUUAUGGGGGCUUGGAACUGAAUAUGAUCGUUUGCUGUUUGUGAUCAAUGCAAUCAAAGAAGAGAUUGUCAGCAGAGUUCAGGAUAUCUCACAUGACAAAGGAACAAGCAUGACCGAGAAGCUGGAUAAACUCAUUGAGGAUACCUUAGGUAAGAAAAUGUGCUACAUUGCAUUAUUAUUAACACUUGUAAAACAUUGCAAAUGCGAAUUAUGUGUGAUCUUGUACAAGAUGUCUUCAAGUUUCUCCUCGAGUACACCACUAACAACUCGAUACAUCUUACUAGCUGAGUUGCAAGAAAUCUGCAUGCUUUACAAGCAUGAUCAAGCUGCGUCUUCUCCAGCAGCUGCUAUCCUUGUGUCUUCAAGAAUUUUAAGUGCCUUCACAUUGCUUCGCUCCAUGCUGCGACCUCUGUUGUAUUGAAACGGUUUUCUGAAG
Messenger RNA from Carassius carassius (crucian carp), 2515 nucleotides. RefSeq names its product CREB3 regulatory factor-like. Gene Ontology annotation, biological process: regulation of transcription by RNA polymerase II; response to unfolded protein. Lineage: Eukaryota; Metazoa; Chordata; Actinopteri; Cypriniformes; Cyprinidae. Gene Ontology annotation, molecular function: DNA-binding transcription factor activity, RNA polymerase II-specific; RNA polymerase II transcription regulatory region sequence-specific DNA binding. The record is from RefSeq and is a predicted model, not a curated record. The coding region runs from base 212 to 2500 and encodes 762 amino acids. Gene Ontology annotation, cellular component: nucleus. The transcript is spliced from 8 exons.